GGCGUGGACACUGCUGGCGACCGAAUCGUGCCAGUGACUCUCACCCCUCGUCACUGACGCUUCUCCACCCACAUGGCUACUUUCCAUUGAUACUUCCUCACACCCCACACAUAACCAUGAACAUCAAAGUGCUGACAGUGCUGACACUCCUGACGGCGGUGCUGCAGGUUGUCUGGGCGCCCCCAGUUGCAACGUUCAUCGACUGCGUAACGGCCACUCCUGCGGUGCCAGCGUUCUAUUAUAUGGCACUUGGUCCCACGUUUGACACUGACAUCGUGGCAAAGUGCUCCCAGUCGUGCCUACAAAGUGGGUACCAGUAUGCGGGCAUCAGCGAGGGAACAUACUGCUUCUGUUCAGCAUUGUUUGACCCCGCCGCGGCCGUGAGUGCCCCGUUGUGUGACUUCCUCUGUGACGGUCUGGCUUGUGGUACCGAGGAUAGCAAUGUGUUCGCGGCCUAUGAUACUGGGGGUGGAAGUCCUGCGUUUACCAUGGUAGCCACUAACGAUCCUGUCACCGUACAAGUGGACCUGACUCCGGAGGCCCUCGGGGCGUCUUUCCUCGUGGACCUGGAUGUAGAAGCCCCGCCCUCCUACCUCACCCUCGCCUCCAUCUCGACACCUGGUUUUCUCGUGCCUGGACUCUAUACCGUCAAAGUGCUGGCCAUGAUAGAGGGGACGAAGCUGUCCUCGUAUGAUGAAACUAACCUGACCCAGGAGGCCAUACCAGUGAUAGAUGAAGUCGCCUGUCCUAUUGUAUGGGAGCCAAAUGAACUAUACUACUGUAAUGUCUCGGUUACGAUGCAGAAUGAGCUGGACUCGUACACCUCCACCUUCAGCGACGACCUCUCAGCCUUCUCCAUCACUGGCAUUGGGUCAGAGAUCUACCGUCUGGGCACACCACCUCCCAGGGGCAUCAGCUUAGAGGUCGCCGCUCCAUACUCGGACAUAGACGAGAUCCGUAAAGCAGUGCCAAUCUCCCGGGCAUCACAGCUCCUCGCUCUAGACUUUUAUGCUUAUGCUGCGGGCGACAUCACUGCUGGCAUUAUCCGUCCAACGUGCGCCGGUGGAGUAUAUUCUGUGGAUGUGGGAGGCUGUAUGACUCUACCCCCUGAUGACCCCGAUGGUCUCAUCCACACCUGUGAGGCCACUGGUACCUUCUGGCCUCAGGAACCUACCUGUGGGGAUGGCGCUGGUGUUGGAAUGGUGGAGGAAGCACCGGCAACAUGGGCGUUUGUGCCAGGUGCUUCCGUCACAAUGACCUUCGUAGAGCCAGGUUUCUAUCGUGAACUGCUGGCUGCUCCUGUUGACCUCCUGCCUGGUGAUACUAUCUCUGCCACUGGACCAGUUGGCAAAAGCCCCGUGGAGAGACAGUGGGGAGACGUGGUCGACGGUGUGCCCACGACCUCCCAUCACUACGUAGCUGCCGUCGUUAAGGAGAAGAUGCCCAUACAGUUAGCUCAUAUCUGUACCACUAUUAAUGUAGAUGUUACCCUCGAUGUUGUAGAUGAUGACGCCACCGCCGCUGCUCUGGCUAACCACACCUCUUGUGAACGAAACAUCACUGACAUAGCGCUGGUAAUAUCACAGAUAGAGACUGACCUCUUCAACACCACUGUAAACUACGUUGAGCCUUACUACAUCAGGUCCAAUACAGACGCUGACUUCAUAUUCGUGUUCAGCGUGGCGGGGCCGACUACCUUUACCUUGGCAUAUGAUCCACCCAUUGGCCUCAAUAAUACCUUUGUUGAUUUAACGGACUACCCACUUGGCCUUGCACCCCACAACAAAACAGAGGUGCUUCAGAUGGCCGAUGACUUCGUGUACAUCAUCACAGUGUACGCGGCCAAUCAGCACAAUGAUCUAACAGGGCCAGUAUCAAACACGGCUAUCCUGUACGUCCAACACCCGGUGCUGCCCACCUGGACUGUGGCUCCAAAUCAUCCUGUUGGUUUCAUGAUCCCGUCCCAGCUUGGUGAAAUCAUCUUCAUCAAUUCAGACACCUUGGCUAAUUUCCCAACAAACGCCUCAGCAUACGUAGAGUGGGGAGACGGCAUAACACAGACCUUACCUUUCGAACAUUCUGGGGACAAACAACCCAUCUUGAAACACAACUACACAAAUCACGGCAUCUACAAUAUCUCCGUCUAUAUCUACAAUGUCGUCUCAGGAUACAAUGUCUCUUGUCAGAUUCUUAUCGUGGAGGAAAUUAUCAACUUCGAGGUAUACGUUAAAUAUUUCCCGAGUGAGACGUCGACAACUCCUCGAGACGGCUUCGGCAAAUAUAAGAACCAGUAUCCAUUGGACAAGAAUUUAACUUUUUUCCCAGUGAUGGCACAAGGGACUGUGAGUCAGUAUGUGGCGUAUAAUGACACGUCCACUCUAGAGAUGUUUACAUUCGACGUCAUUGAUAUGUUUAACCCAAUAGAAAUCCCUUUCAAAUUCCACAUUGAUUACGAAACGUUUGUUAACAUGACGGUGUACGCCAUAAACGUCUUCCAGAGCGUCCCAGUGAGGCUCUUUAUAGAGAUCGUCGGGCAAGUGAGGAACUGUAUGAUUGAUGACUUCUCAGACGUCGUGGAUCAGUUUGAGGAGAAGAAGUUCAUGGUGAGUUAUGAGAGUGUGGGAGCAGGGACGUGUCUCGUAAUUCACUGGGGUGACACCGACCUCUCUCUGGUCGACACGUGGGGCGAGAACAUCACCUGUCAGGGUAAAUACCCCGACGCCACCUACCAUGAAGAUCCUUUCCUUGACAUGAUCAUGAAUAUAUCACACACCUUUACGUGGCGUUCCCUGUUCAAUGUCUCUAUCUAUGCAUUCAACGAUCUCAGUUUCUGCUCACAUCGCCUCAUGACCGUUGUGACGGACAUCAAGUGUAAACCACCAAUUGUAUCCAUUAUACAAGGUUCCAUCAGCCACGAGACGCCCCUGUCCUUCGUUAAGAGCAAGGCAGCCAACAUUUACACACUCGCCUCCUUGGAUUGUGACCUCACCAGCACCACUAAAAAACGUUGGCAGCUGUACAGAGCAAACGGGACGGGAGACUUAGAGGCGUACAUACCAACCAUGGACGUCAUCCCCUCCUGGAACAAGGCACAUCUAUCAAUACCUAAGUUACACCUGGACUACAACAUGUAUGUGGCCUGGUACACCAUCACUAUGUGGGAUGACGCAAUACCUCCAGGUUGGACAUUCCAGAAACGAACGAUGACAUAUUUUGAAAUUGGCCAGACGCCUCUAAUACCCAUACUGAUGGAGAAUGCUGUGAGUAAAGUCAUCCGCGGGGUGACUCAGGACCUCCUCCUUCAACCGGGUACUCUCUCUAUAGACCCUGAUGAUCCUGAUAAUAAGAAUUUCAAAGUAGAGUGGCGGUGUCGGAAGAUAGAGGAGGCUUGGCCUGCUUCUGACACCACAGCAAAGCUGAUGUCACCAGUCGCAGGUGGUGGUGGUUGCUUUGGUCAUGGGCCAGGUCUGCUUGAUUACGCUGGGACAGAGUUGUUGAUAGCAGGUGAUGAGUUCGUGGCCAUUAAUCAGGUGUACGAGUUCCAAGCGACUGUCUCCAAGGAUGUCCGCACUGAGGCUGUGAUUGGCCAAGUGCACAUUGUAGAUUACGUGGCUCCUGUCCUGACUAUGAGAUGUGCAUCACCAGCACUGUGUAAACCUUUUGGAGAUGGAGUGUACAUGAAUCCUUCCAGUCGCAUGGCCAUUAUUGCUGAAUGUCUGGAAGCCUGUGAUGGGCCUCUCGACUACGACUGGGCAGCUACAGAUGUCGACGGCAAUCUCUUCCCCCAAAACACAGACUAUUUUCCACUUGGUUUUGAUAAUAACGAGGUCUCCUUCAGCACUCAGUUCUUCGAUGACAAUCCAGACUUGACAGAUUUUCAUUUGUCCCUCUCUGGUGUCAACUCUUUCAACAGGAAAGGUUUUGCCUCAUUCUUCAUGAAGGUCAAUAAGCGACCAGAGAACGGUUAUUGUCAGGUUAUCGAGCCACCCACACGCCUUGCCCUCGUUGACACAUAUACCCUAGUCUGUGAUGAAUGGACAGACCCAGAGGACAUUGGUGUCACUCACUACGUUGUUAAUCUAAUCAACGAACUUGGCACGAGAUCCACAGUACUGGAGAUGAAACACUUCCCCAUCACCCCUCAGCAGGAGCCCAUGGUACUCCCGCCUGGUAAACUGCUGGUGGAGGUGAAGGUGUAUGAUGAGUGGGGCGCCUACACCGUCGUCAACGUUGCCGAUCUCGAGGUAUUAAUGCCUAAUGAAGACCAAGUUGACCAGGCAGCUAUCGAGGCCUACAUCGCAGAGCUACAAGGUGCUGGCGAUGUACAGCUGCUGAACAUGGUGCUCUAUGCUCAGUCCAAAGUUAUUCAGGAGGCACCGUGGCUGUCUCUAGAUGAAAGUUUACCUGAGGAUGAAUUGAAUGCUCGAAUCAUAAAAAUCGCAGAAGCAAACAACGUAGCUCUGGCGGCCAUAAAAGAGAACACUAACUACGACACUCUGGCCUCUGUCAACAUUGCUGCAGGGAUCAUGUCAUCCAUCUUGGACUACUCGCUGCAGACGCAGUAUACUCUCCAGACCAUAGACACUAAAGCUCGCGAAAAAGUCUUAGAUGUGUCAGAGGAUGCGAUCAGCAGUAUUAUGGAGUUAGAUGUACCAGAACCAAAUGACCUCGUACAGCUGGUGACCCUUAUUGCAGGCAACAACAUGGCCAUGGGGAAGAAUCAAGCAACGUUCGGUAGUAAACCAGAGGAAGGGUGUUUCGCCGUGCCCUCUGAUUUCAAAGAUAAGGAUAGCUUUGAUUAUAAUUCUGAAGUUACUGGUUUGGACAUGGUACAAGAAGCUGACCCCGAUGUUGCUGCUAAAUGUCACAUCACGGACACCACGCGGGAAACAGCUGUGAAAAUGGUUCCAGACUCAGAUAAAGUCUUACACAAUGUUUCGAUGAAGAUGAUGGGAGGUUACGUGGUGGGGGAAACUCACGAGUUCCAAACAUCCAAUGGCGUCUACAUAAAAAUGGGCGUAGUACGAAGGAAGGAUUUGAUUAAAUUAGACAUUGGGAUAACAGGCAGUUCUGUGGGGCUGCAGAACGCUUUUUGCCCUCAACUCAACUGUUCAAUGGAGAUGCCUUUCGGAUUUAUCAUUCGGGAGUGGCCAGUGAUCCUGCAUAGCUUCCCGAAAACAGUGGAUAAACUUUCAAAAGGGACGAAGGUUAUUGACUACGAACUGUACUCGCGUGACUUGGAGGUGCUGGUGAUCCAGGACCUCCCUCCUACCCAGACAAUUAAAGUGACUAUUUCCAAGACGUAUGGGGAAGACGGCAACACAACACUACCAGCAAUGACGAAGGUGAACGCCAUUAAAGCAUCUGCUAAAAAGACCAUACCGGUGAUGUAUUCUACCUUCAACGUUACCACGAGUGACUCCGCCAUCAGCUUGGAAAUUUUGCCAGAUAAUGUCACCAACCGCCUCUUUCUGAUGAUAGACAAGCCCCGUUUGCCAACUCUGAAACAUAAUAUGAGAUUCUAUUUUGUAAAAGACCUCACACUGAAUGAUGGUAUAUAUAGUGUGUUCAUCCUAGCUAAAGAUCUUGCCGGCAUUGGUCGAUAUUUCGUGGGUGUUGGAGAGUUUGAGGAUAAUUUCAAGAUAAGCCACAUGGCCAACCCCGUCAAGAAAAAAGUCAAAAUGAACGUGGUGAAAAACAUGACAACUGACUUCCUGCUGCGCAUCACUGUCAAUAGCGUGGCAUUUAUGAACCUCACCACACUGAACUGGGAGUCUGGAGGUCUAAAUGUGACAAAAGCCACCCAAACCUUGACUUAUUUGGACAGUAGCCAUCUGACGAGCUUCGGGUCGGGGAUGUUCGUCAUGCCCAACACUAUCGACUUCAACUACGUGUUCGCCAAUAUGGGAUUCAGCGACAACCUGACCAUCUACCUCACCCUCAUCAUCUCCCUCUCCAUCUUCCUCAUUCUCCUCGUGUGGGCGCGUGUAAAAGACAAGAAAGACGUAGAGAAGCUCGGUGCUGCCCCGCUGCCAGACAAUAAGGUAGAAGACAAAUACUUAUACGAAAUCCUAGUCUUUACGGGGAACCUCAAAGGCGCACAGAGUGACUCCAUCGUGCAGUUUAUAGUGUCCGGUGACGAUGAUGAGACAGAUGUUCGGACACUUGGAGACGAUAAGAGAAAAAUUCUUCGCAAGGCUGAUGUGGAUGUCUUUGUUAUGGCUGUUCCAAGACCUCUGGGAGCACUACAGUUCCUCAGGGUCUGGCAUGACAACAGCGGUAAGGGACCCAACGCCUCCUGGUACCUCAGCUAUGUCGUGUUCAGGGAUGUCCAGACAGGCGACAAGUACGAGUUUAUUGCUAACAAGUGGCUGGCUGUGGAGAGUGAUGACGGUCAGAUUGACCGAAUUCUUCCAGUAGCCGGGAAAGCACAGAAGAGGGAGUUCCAGCACCUCUUCCAGAACACUAGUAACAAGAACAUUGCUGAUGGUCACCUCUGGUUCUCCGUCUUCCUCCGGCCUCCCCGCUCACGUUUCUCAAGGUGUCAGCGAGUGGCCUCUUGUUUUGCUCUCUUGUUCCUCUCCAUGUUGGUCAACGCCAUGUGGUACGACCGAGUUCCUGAACAGCCCGGAACAGGAGGUCUUAAGAUUGGUCCCUUCAGCCUGAGUCCAGAGCAGAUUGGUGUUGGAGUAAUGAGCAACUUGAUCGUGUUCCCACCAUCCUUCCUCAUAGUGUUCCUGUUCCGUAAUGCUCGUCCAAGAGUCCUGCGCAAGUCACGCAUCGAACAGGCUGUUGAGAGGACUCGCACGUCAAAGAGGCCGGGCAGUUCCAGCAGCACUCGUUCUCUUAUUAACUCCGAACAGCCGCCCGACAAAACACCACAUAGUCCUGACUCAGCAGAUGUCCCUGAUAUAACGACGAAGAAAAUAAUUGAGAAAAAACAGAAGAAGAAAAAGUUCACAUUACCUUGGUUGUUCGCCCUGGUAGCUUGGCUCUUAGUUGUGGGCUGUAUCGCGGUGUCUUGCUUCUUCCUCCUCAUGUACGGCGUCAUGUUCGGCAACUCUAAGGCUACCAAGUGGAUCACCUCCCUCGUCAUCUCCUUCUUCACCUCCAUCCUCUUCAUCGAGCCCCUCAAGAUCUUCUUGAUGGCAAUUCUCAUGAGCGCCAUCUUUAAGUCUGGUAACCUGGACGAGGAUGACGCUGACGAAGACGAAGAAGACCCGCUGUUGGAGCAGGAUGAAGCCUGGCUACACAAAGGAGAAAGAAACAAACAAACUCUCCACCACAACAAAGUGGACGAGGAUAUCUUGGAGAAGUUGAGGAAAGCCAGGAAGAAGGAGAUAGAAAUGUGGGUCAUCCUGAAGGAGAUCUUUGCCUACUCCUGUUUCCUGUGGGUCUUCCUCAUUAUUACAUAUGGCAACAGAGACCCUAAUGCAUACCUCCUGCAGAUGAACUUGAGACAUUCUUUCUUACACGAGGGUAACCUGGAUGGUCUAGAUUUUACGAAGGUGACCAACACUGAUCGUUUAUGGUACUACUUAUUUCAUGGACUCCUCAAUCCUCUGAGAGCCCAGCGUACGUACAAUGACAAGCCUCCAUAUGGCCUGCGGGGCUUCCUCAACGACCAAUGUAAUCGCAUCAUGGGUUACGCCACCAUCAGACAGAUACGUAUUAAGGAUAAAACUUGCAGGGUACCAAGUGCGCUGAGCUACUUUGGGCGGAACUGCAGCGGCUAUACAACUAUAUUCAAUGAAGAAUCUCGGCACUACUGCGCUGGCUGGCAACUACCUAAUAAAUACACUGCCAACUCUCCCAUGUGUUCUAUAGAAGAGUUCAGGUACUCAACUGCAGCGCAAAUGCAAAGUCUUCCAAUCUGGGGACAAAGAGAUUGGUACAGUGGUGGUGGGUACGUCAUCCACCUUAAAGGCAAAACACCAGAUAUUAUGAGGAAAUUUAGGCAACUACAAAGAAACCACUGGAUUGACGAGAAGACUCGAGCUGUCAUAAUUGAAUUCUCGGCCUACAACACUCAGGUUAACUUGUUUGGGAUGUCGCUGAUCAUAGCAGAGUUCACCCCAGGGGGAGGCAUCACACCCAACUUCAGGUUUGAGGGUAUACGACUACUACAACACCACGACAACUUCGGUAUUUUUAUCAUCGCUUGUGAGGUUGUGUUCAUCCUCUUCGUCAUCUACUUCACCGUGUUAGAGACGUUCCGCUUCUACAAACAAAGGCUCGAGUACUUCAAUAAUUAUUGGUCCUAUGCUGAGAUUUCUAUCAUCGUGGCCAGCUACUCUGCCAUGAUCGUAUAUGGCAUCAGGUAUAUGGCCACAAACGAUGUCCUCACGACGUUUGACAGGACCUUUGGGAAUGGUUACGUGAAGCUUCAAUAUGCUGCCUCGCUGGAUGAGAUGUAUGGCUAUAUCAUAGCCUUCAUUGUCUUCGUAGGCACACUUAAAUUCAUCAAGCUUCUGAGGUUCAACAAGAGAAUGGGUGUCCUCUCGGCUACUCUUCGUCAGUGCUGGGAUGACCUCAGUGGUUUCCUGAUGGCGUUCUUCCUCUGUUUCUUCUCCUUCGUCGCCUUGUUCUUCCUGCUGCUCAACCAAUACAUGUUGGGCUUUUAUAACUUCCUCAGUGCCAUCGAGACCUCCUUCAGUAUGAUGCUUGGCAAGUUCCAGUUUGAGGAGAUGAAGCAAGCGUCAUACGUGGUCCCCUUCAUGUUCUUCAUCUUCGUGCUGUUCAACUCAUGGGUGCUCAUCAACCUGCUGCUGACCGUCAUCAUCAAGUCCUUCACACAGGUUAAGCACGAUCUCCUGAAGCAGCCCAAUGAGUACGAGAUGGUGGCAUUUGUGUGGGGUCGCUUCCAGACCUUCCUGGGCAUGGGAGGCCCGUCCCAGGUGUCUCCUGUCCUCAACACUACUAAAAAGGCCAAAGAAGAGGAAGCACAAGAGAACAAGAAUGUCCAAGAAUUCCCAAACAAAGUUGACAAGUUCUUGGACUAUCUGAAUACAACUUACUUUGAUGGCACCCUUGAUAUGAGCAGGAAAGAUGCCCUCAAGUCCUCUAUGUACAAAAACCCAGGAACCCGUGAAGGAAGUGGCCGCUUUAAUACCAGAUCCUCAGAGUGACUUGAGUGAUACAGUAUAGUAAUGCGAAGAGGAGUGCCAGCCAGCCAGCCCCUCACACACCAAGGCCCGACUCACUCUUGCAUAUAUAGAAAUAUCCUUAUGUUAAAUCAUUAAUAUCAGAAGAACUUAUAAAUAAACUAACAUUGCUGUGUCAGGUUGUUGUGAAGAGUGUAAUAUGUUUAGUAUUUUUGGACAUUCGUCAUUCAGUAUGGCAGUAAUAACAUCAGUUUCUUAACCAUUAGAUUAUCUAAGGAAAUUUCUAGAUAUUACUGUAAUCUGGCUACUGAAGACAUUAUGUAUCAUAUUAGCUUAUUAUCAGUAGUUUUGAUGUUAAGUCAUGGGCAGUAGUGGAUCUGUUCCGUGUUGUCUUAUUCGCCCUGAAAAGUUUGGGUUUCUCUAUAUCCGCGUGAGACACCUACCAGACCAUGUA
Molecule: messenger RNA, 9558 nt
Organism: Homarus americanus (American lobster)
Lineage: Eukaryota; Metazoa; Arthropoda; Malacostraca; Decapoda; Nephropidae
Exons: 61
Coding region: 117-9128 (3003 amino acids)
Biological process (GO): detection of mechanical stimulus
Cellular component (GO): membrane
Molecular function (GO): protein binding; calcium channel activity; calcium ion binding
Source: RefSeq, a predicted model, not a curated record